UUGUGGCAUUGAUUUUGGCACCAUGGGAGGCUACUGGCAGCUGGUCUUUGCCUGCUGCCUACUUGUCCGAAGUCUUUCAGCAGAAUACUCGGUGAAAGACAACUCAACCUCUGCAGUGAAAGACAACUCAACUUCUGUGGUGAAAGACAACUCAACCUCUGCGGUGAACUCAGACGAAGAGCUGAAGAAGAACAUUGGGCAACGAAUUGCUUCCCUGCAGGAAAUGCAGCAGGAUGAAAUUCGCAACUUCGCUGACUUAGCCUUGCAACAUUAUAACACGCAGAAAUCCUCCUUGUUCACAACCUUGGAGGAAGCAACCGUGACGGUCAAGAAAGCCAUUGGAUCCAUGGUGUACCUGCGGAUGACAUUAGAAAAGACCAACUGCACCAAAAAAGAUGUGAAACAUCACAGUCUCUCUCACUCUGAUGACUCUGAUGACUCUGAUGAAGGCCCCCCGAAAUAUUGCAGUCCGCUUGACGGCCAGAACAAGGAGCAACUGGACUGCAAAUUUGACAUUUUUAAAAAUGAAAGGUCUUACGAUGAGACUGUAAUGAGCCAUGACUGCAAGCCAGUUAAAAUUAUCGAUAAGGCUAUUUUUCUUGGGGAAGAAUUCGACGAAGCUAGAAAAUAG
Molecule: messenger RNA, 631 nt
Organism: Notechis scutatus (mainland tiger snake)
Lineage: Eukaryota; Metazoa; Chordata; Lepidosauria; Squamata; Elapidae
Molecular function (GO): cysteine-type endopeptidase inhibitor activity
Source: RefSeq, a predicted model, not a curated record